AAUCAAUACGCGCGUUUUAGCAUAAUUUCAUUUGAUUUUGCUCCACAAUAGGCUGCCUGGUAUGUCGUCUCGGCGCGUCUCGGCCCGGCGCCGGCCGGUGCCGCGGCUCUCCGACAGUCCCGUGACGGGUCACGUGCCGCCGGCAACGCUCCAGCGUGACGCGGACGGUCGUUACUGCGUCACGGAGCGGCUGCAGCCGUCACGGACGGCCGGCGGAGGCGGUGCAAUAGGCGGAGCUCUGGGGAAGAGCCCGGGGGAGAGAGGAAGAACCUCAGCACAGUCGGAGCAGAGACCCAACACGGUCACCACGCCUCUGAGCCGGCGCGCUGUGACCAACACACCCUCAGGAUCUGGGGUCAAUAAGGGCGAGAAUACCACCCCACAGCACGCCCCCGUCAGCAGUACGAGCCGGCAGACGGACAGCGCCAGCUCGGGUGUGCGCAGUCUGACGCUAGCCCUGAGCGACCACGGGAGUUCACCCGAGAUCGGUGGACAUCGCUCGACCUCCGACACACCUCCGGGCCGGCCUCCGGGCACCUCCGGGCCCGCUCCGGCCCGGUCCGGACCUCCGGCCGGCGCGCCCGGAACAUUCGACAGCGACGAGGAUGACAUCUUCGAGUCGGACCUGCGCGGCCGGAUCAGUGACGUCAUCACUCUUCUGCGCGGGGACACGGACCUCAGUGCUGAGGACGGUGGCGCGGACGGCGGGGGACGAGUGCCGAAUGGUACCGCCGGCCGCAGCGGCGCCGGAGGGGCCAGCGGGGACGCGGAGGGCUGCACAGAGCCGCUCCGACCCAAACGCGUGCUGGACUUUGAGUUGGUGACGGUCGCGGGGAGCGCCGCCGAGGAGGACAGCGGCGUGGCGCACGCGCCACCGCUUCCCGCCGGCGCGCCGCCGUGCCGCCUGCCGCCGGCGCACGUGACGGCCGACACGUCUGUGGCAGCGCGCGCGCGCCACGUGGUGGGCCGCCGGCCGGGCGAGCGCGUGCUCUCUGAGCUGGCUGAAUUGGCGCGCUCUCCGGGCUCGCCGCUAGUCCGUCAGAAGGCGCGCAGUCGGGUCAGGGCCGGCGCGCGCUCAGUGACUCCCCAGGGCAGGGCGGCGGGAGGACCGGCGAGAGGGGAGGUGACCCCCGUGUCUGCCAGGAGGCGAGGCGAGAUCGCGCAGCCGGGGGAGGGCAGAGCUCCUCUGACCGAGAGGGAACUCAACGGGCAGGCGCCCGGUCCGCCGGAGCCGUGGAAAUCACCGACAGGACCGCGGAAGGCGACUCAGAGUAUCGUGUCUCCGGUCGUCCCGAUCAGACACUACCCAGAGAACGCCAAUGGUGAGGUCAACGGCGGCGACUCAGAGGUGGCCGCGGGCUCUCCACGCGCGCGGUUAAACCCGUGCACAUCGACCGACCGGGAGAACCAGAUUCCGCGGACCCGAACUUCGCCCCGACUGGCGGCGGGCGGCGGGCAGAGCCACCUACCGGCGGCCGCGGCAGGCUGUAGUUCGCCGGUGGCGGGCGGCGGACAGAGCCACCUACCGGCGGCCGCGGCAGGCUGUAGUUCGCCGGCGGCCGCCAGGGAGGACGAGGAUGAGAUAGCCUCUACCCAGCCAGCCUCAAAAUUGGUGCUGGAUGAGGUGGUGGCCUACGUGGACGUCCGCUCCGGUGCCGAUAACAGGUCUGAGCCGAUCCGGACCCAGCUGCGCGCUCUGGGAGCCCUGGUCGUCGAACGGUUCACCAAACAUGUCACCCACGUCAUCUUCAAGGACGGCUCCAAAGCCACGUACGACCGGGCCCGCCGCGACCGUCUGCGCCUAGUCUCAGUGCUCUGGGUGGACGCGUGUCGCCGACAGCGAGAGAGAGUGGAGGAGAACCGCUACCCGCCGGCAGCCGCCGAAAGGUACGAGUCGCCGCUGUUCCCGGCCCGGCUCCGUAAGCUGCGCUCCAUGCAGCCGCGUGACUUUGAUGAGGAGAUGGCCGCUGCAGACCGACGCUUUGAGCGCAGACGGAGGCAGCAGGGCCGCCAGCCGCCCGGCGGCCAGACGAGGCCCGGAAAGCGGCCGGCGAUGACGUCACCGAAGCGCUGGGGUCGCCGCACAGUGGAGGAGCUGCUGACGCCGCGGGGCCGUCAGAGGUCAGCUCAGGUCACCGCUGACACGGGCUCCUCAGAGGACGAGCUGCCCCUCAACGUGCGUCUCUUCAACAGGUUCAUGUCGCCGACGGGCGCGUGGUCCACGGGAGGCGCCGUUCGAAGCACCGGGUCACCCACCGCCAAGCUGGCGGCCCAGAUCUCCGCCUCGCCAGAACUGGAGUCCAGACAGCGCCGCUCCGACAGAUCGAAAUCAUCCCGCGCCAGCCGCAGCAGCUCAUCGGCCGAGAAACGAACCACCAGAGCGUCAACAUCAGUCACCGCGCAGCCCUCCACCUCUGCCAACCUCCCGAACGGAGCUGCGGCUUGGAAACCGCCAGCGCCGCGGUCAAAAUUAAAGCGGAUCCUCCCCCUCGACUCCGAGUCUGACUCGAGUCCUGUCCGGAGUGUGGCGGGCGGGCCGGAGUCGGUGCCGGCCGGCCGCCGCCGCCGCCGGCGACUCAUGACUCCGCCGGAGUCACAGAGUCUGCUGCGCGGCCCGCUGCUGAACCCUGUGACUCCUGCUGGGGAGGCCGGGCCGCCGGCGCGGUCCGGAGGCGCCCACCCGGCGCUGGGGGCUCAGACCGGCCGGCGGCGGCGGCGGACCGGCCGCGCCGGCACCGGCAGCAGCACCGACAGCUCUGGUAGAGCGCCGAGAGCGACCGGCGGCUCGGUGCGGCGGCUGUCCGGCCCGCGGCGCAGCUCGCUCGACUUUGAGUCGGUGUCGGGCGGCCGUCUGCCGCCGCGCGCCCGGCUGGUGCUGACAAACCUGCACUCUGUGGAGCGCGGCACGCUGACGCCCAUCAUCAGUCGGCUGGGCGGCGUCACGCUCGUGGACGAGGUGACGGCCGCCACGACCCACGUGGUCAGCGGCCAGCCACGGCGCACUCUCUCCGUGCUGGGCGCGCUGGCGGUCGGCGCGUGGCUACUCUCCCCCGAGUGGGUGCUCUCCUCUCUCGAGGCCGGCCGCUGGCUGCCCGAGGAGUGCUACGAACAGCGGCUCGACUGGCCCGGUGGCUGGGAGCGCCGCUGUGCGCGCGACCCGCCUUCCAUAGCACCUCCCGCUCCGGUGGACGAUACCGGGCUGACGGAGACGACAUUCAGCGCUCGGGUGGCGGCGGCGCAGGGUGGGGACGCUGUGGUGGUUGUGCUGGCGAGAGCUGAGACGGUGGAGAGGGGGAAUGUCUCGGAGACCCCGCGGGGGGCGAGGGAGCUGCCUUCUGCCGAGCAGUUGGCAGAGAUCCGGCGGGUCGUUGAACUGGUCCGAGAGUCGCGCGACCACCUGUCUCCCGCCAAACUGGCGCAGCUGGCGCGCCAGCUCCGUCAGCUGCGCGCCAGGAUUGACGCCGCGCGCUCGGAGGAGUCCGAACAGGGCGGUGACUCGGAGAGCUCGGACUCGGCGUCCGGGGUUCACCAGGUACGGAGUUUAUCCGGCGGAUUCAACAACGACAUCGCGGCGCACACCCUGGACGCCAAGGGCACCCUGUUCUACGACGACAUCAGGAAGGGCAUCAUAGAGGCACCGCCUGUCAAGGGGAAGGCCAAGGACGGUUUGAAGAGCAAGGGUGGCUCCGACGGUAAAGACGCCGACGUCAACUACGGCGACGAGGAUUACAACUUCGACUUCAGCGACGACCAUCAGGACGGCGGCGGCGUCUCCAUCACCGUGGGGGUCAGCAGCGGGCUGCACGCGUUCGACGGUAAAACUCGGACGAGCUCGGUCCGCCACGAGGACGGGAAGCGCGUCAUCGGCGUGGGCACCAGCUAUCCCGUGCCACACGACAUCCACUCGUACGGAACUCCGAAACCCCGCGGCGGCUCCAGCUCGACGCUCAAGGCACACCCUGAGACCAGUGAUUCGUCUUCACAUGGCGGGGAGGGACACGAGACAGACUUUGGGGACGCCCGUCACAUCACCGCUCCCAGCGGCGGGGGAGUCGUGGGGUUCGGGCCGCCGAAGGGCGCCGUCUCCGGUGACGUGUUCGCAGACAGUACGACCACGCGAUCGUUCCUGGACCACUCUCACCAGACGCGCGGCCAGCUGUUCCACGAGAACUACAUCCGCAGCGGGUUCCAGUCGGCGGUGCUACCGCCGGGCGAUCCUCGCGCACCCACCGUCCACCUGGCGCCCGCCGUCACACCGCACAGCGCCACGAUCGUGGCGCCGCCGCACGUGGAGACGCUCGUGGCGCCGCCCGGUCCGGCCGCCGUGUCGGUCCAUAUCGGUAUCGGCGGCCACGAGCCCGUGGUGGGCUACACACCGCCGGCGCAUGUCAGUCCCGAGGAGCAUCUCAGCGCGGAGAGACCGCGCAGCGGCGGUAAAAUCAUCUUUCCCGUGAGCGGGCCGCACCACGCCGAGGUGUCUUACGUGGCGCCGCCGCCCGACGUGCACGUGACACACGUGGAGGAGCACGUGUACGAGGAGCACCACGAGCCGGCGCACGUGACGACUGAGUACCAUCAGCCACAGCACGUGGAGGAGCACCACGAGACGCACUCCUACUCCACAGAAAGUCAUCCGUACUCCACGGAUAGCCACUCUCAUUCCAAGGACAGCCAUUACUCGAAAGACAGCCACUCUCACCCAAAGGAAGGCUACGGCAGUUCGUACGGGAAGCCCCAUGACGCCUCCCAGUACGGCCCUCCCCACAUUAAGGCCGUGCCGGUGCCGUACGCCCCCCAGCACAUCCCCCACGCGCAGCCCGUCUACAUCACCCACCACAAGAAGCGUCCCGGCCUGCUCGACACCCUCCUGCGGCCGUUCCGGCGACUGAAGAACUACCUGUUCGGUGGUGGGCGCGGUCACGUCAAGCCCAUCCCAUACAGCGCCGUGGAGACGCCCCAACACAACUACUACGAGUACGGGGCUGCGCUCACCACCUACCCGAAAAAGUGCCGCUGUAUCGACAACAAGAACGUUCUGGGUGUGCUGGUGGCGGGCGUGGCGGCGGCCGGACUGAUCGCCUACGUGUACGCGCUGGCGACCAACAACACGAACGGCUUCGGCAGGGCAGUGGAGAGCUCGGAGCGGGCGGUGCUGGCGAGGCUGAUGCUGCAGGAGGCGUGCUCUCUGGGGACGGACGCCGAGGGCAUGUGGAACGGCACCGUCUGGACGAACGAACUGCCUCUGACGACACUCAGUGAUGUGAAGAGGAGUAAGCUGAAGCGGCUGGAGCAGGAGAUGCAGACGCUGGGCCCCAGGGUGGCGAGGCAGCUCGGAGAACCAACUGCGCCAGAACAUCAGAUCGUCAAGAAGGCAGGAGCCGAGGGCUCAACUUCCUCAGGAACGAACCACCAGCGCAGGAGGCGAUCGGCAGCGUUCGCGGGCCAGGACUCCCAGGCUUCAGGCAGCGUCCAUAUGUACUCGUUCGACGGAAUGGACAUUCCGAUGCGUCACUCGCCGCGCGAUCCGGGCCUGCCGGUGGUGCCACCCGAGGCGCGGAGACCAGUGUUCCGCCCGCCGCCGCCGCGACCCUUCACACCCGACCUGCCGCAGGACUACAGCAAUCAGUACGGAGUCUACGCAUCGGGGACUACAGAUGGAUUCUUCAAACAGGACCUUCCUCAGGAUCACAGCCCUUACAGGACGCAGGGGUUGGGUGAAUCAGAUACGUUCUUCAACCAUGACCUUCCAAAAGAUCAUAACCUGUUCGGAACGCACGGAUCGGGUGGAUCAGAUGCGUUCUUCAACCACGGAGUCCUGGACGGACUGGACACGUUCGACGAUCCGCUCGGAUUCAACUACCGACUCAGUCGACGUAUGGAUCUGGUGGACGACCUCACCGCGCCUUCAGAUAUCGACCGGAGCGACUCGGGUCCGGCACUUCCUCUGGUGGGCUCAGAAUCAGACAGCUCCUUAUCUAGCAACAUCACCGAGAGUUCCUCCAGCGUGUCCAGCUCCGCCGUGAAGGCCACCCGCGACCUGCCGGGAGCGGGGGACCUGCUGUCCACGGCGGCGGCGCUGCUCCCCAUGGUGGACCUGGGGCCCUUCCAGCCGCUCACCAAGGUGUUCCAGGCAGACCCGAUGGAGGACCGGUCCUCCGGCAAGGGGGGCAGCAGGGCCAGCUCCUACAGGAAGCGCAUGAAGAACAUGUUCAAGGGACUGCGACACUUUGUUACCAAAGGCGUGCCGUCCAUGAUGCGGCGGACCGCGUACGACCCCCACUGCGGCUGCAUCCCGCUCACCCUGCAGAACGUCGGGCUGGUCGGGGCGCCCAUCUUCGCCAUCAUCGCCUCCGGACUGGUCCUCACGUUCCUGGUAAUGCAGAGUACCAACCAGGGGACGGGACGAAAGCGGUCCGAGGACGACGCCAUAUCCGGUGAGAACAACAGUAACGACUAA
Molecule: messenger RNA, 6457 nt
Organism: Amphibalanus amphitrite
Lineage: Eukaryota; Metazoa; Arthropoda; Thecostraca; Balanomorpha; Balanidae
Exons: 13
Coding region: 62-6457 (2131 amino acids)
Biological process (GO): mitotic cell cycle
Source: RefSeq, a predicted model, not a curated record